AUGAUCAAAACAGUCGAAUCAACCGCUACAAUGACAACCAACGAUUCUCCACCUCCAUACCAAAUCGAUACUCUUCCACUAUACAGCCCAAUAACAUGCAAAGUCUUGAGUAAUCCAGUUCUAUAUCAUAUCAACCGGCCCUUGAACGAUUACGAACUAUACUCCGAAGAUGAAGCGCUCGCAUUCUACAUUCAGGUCCAUUCCCGGAGCAUCAGUAAACCGGACUUGAGAAUCUAUCGAAGAGACAAAGGAUCCGGCCAGAAGAUCGCCGAGUGCAGAUAUGGCGAAGAAGCGAACCCGAUUCAGUCCGAUUCAGGUUGGCUCCGGCAAAGUAAUCCAUCCCAUCAUCUUGGUGGGAAAAUGACUGUUGCGUGGUGGACAAGGUCGACUCGAGAUAGUCCCCAUGCUGUGAACUAUCGAUUCGCGGCCCUCAUUGAAUCUCAAUCAGACAUGAUCGAGGAAGAACCCAUUAUGAAGACGCCAAAGACGUUUACGUGGAUGAAAACUUCAAACCUUGAGCUGCUGGACGAAGAAACAGGAACUGUCGCUGCCAUAUUCCAUGAGAACCAAUCUGAUUCACCAGGAUGUGGUACCUUGGAGAUAAUUGCGUCAUAUGACAAUGAGUUCAACCUCAUAGUAUUGAGUACCUUGGUUGCACUCAUCGAGAAGCAGAGAAGGCACCGAAAACGCUUCUCUGGAGAUCGAGCAGAAGAAAACUUGCGUGGCACGGUUGGGGGAAUUAUGGGGGCUUUGAAGCGAGGGUGA
Molecule: messenger RNA, 765 nt
Organism: Penicillium soppii
Lineage: Eukaryota; Fungi; Ascomycota; Eurotiomycetes; Eurotiales; Aspergillaceae
Exons: 1
Coding region: 1-765 (254 amino acids)
Source: RefSeq, a predicted model, not a curated record